Linepithema humile (Argentine ant) is the source of this 1757-nucleotide messenger RNA. Its product is annotated as odorant receptor 63a-like. Gene Ontology annotation, cellular component: plasma membrane. NCBI's taxonomy places the organism in Eukaryota, Metazoa, Arthropoda, Insecta, Hymenoptera, Formicidae. The record is from RefSeq and is a predicted model, not a curated record. Gene Ontology annotation, molecular function: odorant binding; olfactory receptor activity. Gene Ontology annotation, biological process: sensory perception of smell; detection of chemical stimulus involved in sensory perception of smell.
CCUUACGUCGUUAUACCUUUAUUACUAUGUACAUAUGCCACUUUGACUGAAGUAUCUCUGAAAUGCUACUUCAGAUCUGGCUGGUCAAAAGUAGCAAUUUGAAAUAAAUGUGCUCUUCUCAUUGGUGAAAGUAAUUGGUCUACGCCGUCGAUUUCUGCCAUCUCACAAUUUCGUACCUAAGCUACAGUUUCCAAUAAAUUUGCACAGAUUGCACGUACCGUAUCAACGACAAAAGUUGCAGCUGUCAUUUGUAUUUUAACUCUUAAGCAGAGAACAAGCAGAUACUAAAGUCAUGUUAGAGCAUUUUGAGCGGGAGUACAGUGUGAACAAAAAAUAUUUGUACUGGUUAGGCGCGUGGCCGUACCAGAGUAAACUGUCAAGCAAUUUGAUUACGAUUUCCUGCUGGGUGUACGAAUUGUCUUACUAUCCGUUGCAGAUAUUAAUGUUAUACGAUUAUUGGAAUGAUCCGGAACUUGUUUUUGAAAUUUGCUAUCAAUUUGUUUCAUUAACCGGCUUUAUUGUAAAAAUGUUCAACCCGAUUUGGAACCGCGAAAAGUUGAAACGUAUAUGCAUCCUCAUGAACGAUCAUUGGAAUAUAUUUACGAGCAAAAUGGAAGUUCAAACUCUCAAAGAUUCUUCUAAUAUAUCGCGAAAAUUAACAGUUGGGUACACCACGUGGAUAAGUUUUCUCACAGUGUUUUAUGUGAUAACUCCGUUAACACCGGUUUUUCUCGAUAUAAUAGACCCGCUUAACGAAACACGUCCGCGAUUAUUUCCGGUAACUGCAAAUUUUAGAAUAGAUGAGGAGAAGUAUUAUGCGCAACUUUAUGUUUACAUUGUUAGUAUGAUUCUGAUUGGCGUGUCCAAUGCGAUUACUACUGAUUGUAUAUAUCUUGUCAGUAUCAUUCACGCUUGUAGUUUAUUUUCAACCAUUAGUCGGCAAUUAGAAGAAAUAGUAACAAAAUUUUCCGUCAAAAAAGAUACAAGGAGAAUUGAAUGUUGCAUACAGACGAAGUUGGAAUUUGAGAAUGAGCAAAUGAUAUACCAAGAAUAUAUUAAAUGCUUAAAAAAAUAUCAGCUUGCUUUAGAAUUUGUCGAUAUAUUGAAUUCAGCGUAUGAAAUGAUUUCAUUAUUUUUAUUACUAUUAUACGGCGCAACUGCAACUUUUAUUGCAAUACAAAUAUUAAAUAUAUUAGAUCGAUUCGAAGAUGUAUUAAGAUAUAUGUUUGAAGUCGUAGCAAUGUUGGUUCAACUCAUAAUCUUAUGUUAUUCUGGCCAAAAAUUAAGAGACGAAAGUCAGAAUGUAUUUCACCGAGCAUAUGCUGCCGAAUGGUACAAUUGCUCUCCGCGAUUAAAAUCUUUGUUAAUUAUAACUCUUUACAGAAGUUCUAUACCUUGUGGUUUGACAGCUGGCAACAUGAUGCCGUUGUCAAUAGAGACUUAUGGUUUUGUAGUACGGACGAUCUUAUCUUAUUUCAUGACAUUUUUAUCACUCAAAGAAGCUAUUUCUUAGUUAGUAAGUUACUACGUUAUAUUAAUUAGUAUAUUUUAUAAAUCAGUUUGUUAUAAAUAUUAGUGAUUCGUUACUGUUCGUAUUUAGUGUGAAGUUAACCGGUGUUGACCGAUAUUAAACACAAAAAUCAUCUUAAAAUUAACGCAGCACUUGCGUAAUUUAAGUCACAAUUGAAUUUUACACUUAAAAUUUUAAAUGCAAAGAAAAAAACGAAUAAUCAAUCAUAUAUUUUUAUAAACAUAAU